AUGCGUAGCUUCUCUACCUCAGCAACGAGUCCACCGCUGACGGGUGCUGCGGCUCCUGGAUCUGCCGAGUUCGUUGCCCUUAAACUUGGUCCUCGUGACCUCGGUUGCAAUCACUUUCCCAAGUAUCGGCCGUCUCUUGAAAGCAAGGACCAGAAGUAUCCAGCCGUCCUUGGAUUCUUCCAUCAAUCUCAGACUCGCCAUUCACAGGUCUGUGUCAGCGUUCUGGAGACAUGCAGGUUUUGCGUGAACUGCCUGUCCCAAGCCACGCCCGACGGCUAUGUUUUUUGGUCCAUCAUUGCCGAGGCUUGUUCGCCUGAUGCCUCGACACGCAAGAAGGAGAAUUGGCUCGCUAUCCCUGGUUCUUCGGUCAAUUACCCCCCAUUUUUCCAGGCUGGCGCGGAGGGCUUCUCCGGUCUGUCUCCUGCAGCAAUCUCUUCUACUCCGGAAGCUCAGCCUUCGACUGUUGCUAUUCCGAAGCUCCCUGGAGCGGAGCAAGCUUGGGGAUGGAUUAAUACGCAGCGAAAGCCGUUCUAUAUUGACCAGCUCCAUCUGGCCAAGAGGCCAUGGUCACACCAUGCAGAGAAGGCGGCUGAGCUGGACGUAACCAUCGUCCAGAAGUUCGGAGUCCCCUUUACAGGUGCAGCGAAGUCGAAAGCGCCCAAGCCGAAGACUCUCAAUGGUCCAGAUCCCACUGUCCCAUCACCUUCGGGAUCUUCUCAUCCUUUUGCAAGACCUCCGGGCCCAAUGGGGCAGCCUCAUGGGCGCAGUGCCAGCACUCCAGCUCACCUUCAGCCAGAGGUGAAGUCCUCUCGCAAUCCCAAACUCCACACAGAUCCAACUGUUCGCUCUUCCACCACGCGAUCAGUGUCUUCUAGCAAUUUCGUCGAUGAACUGUUCAUUUCUCAAAACUCGCACGUUUCACUUUCGUUUUCCCCUUCGCCACCCCAAUCAGGCUCAUCUUUUCUCCAGCAAUCUCAGCCUACCAAUCCGACGGCCUCGCCGCUAGGACGACCUGUUAGUUUAGAACAUCCUGGCUCUCUUGUUCCUGGUCUUCAAAAACCGACAGAGGUCAAACGUAAGCCCAUCAAAGCUUAUAUUGAUCCGUCAAGCUCCAAGACAUUGCCAGAAACAAGUAACAAAUCCUCCACCACGGGUAUGGUACCUAGCCCUUUGAAGCCGCAGAAGGGCACACCGACCACAGCUCAACCCGCAACGACGAUCGAGAAGGCGACCGCGCCAGCGAAGAGCCCCAAGAACGACCCAGCCCAAAACCGAAGCAAUACUGCGUCAUUGGCUUCCCCUGGUCAAGAAUCGUUGUCCCUAAAAGGAUCUUCCUCCAAUGACACGGCAGCCGAUUCCUCGUCGCGAAGAGUCGUGAGCACGGCAUCUGCUGCUUCGACCUCUAUAUCAAAAACGCUCGUGUCAACACACAGCACUUCUAUCACCCAGUCGUACACAUCUGAUGUCGACGCAUAUCACGGUGCGUCGUCUACCAAGCCUGGUCAUGUUAAGUCUACCAUCGUCGGAUCGAGCACCCGUCUGUCUACACUCGAGAGUCACGGGUCUGCGGCGAACGCCAAAUCACCAAGACAAUCCACUACCAAUCGGUCUAGUCACGAUCCAGCCUCCCUCAAUAGAGCAACUGCCCCCCAACUACCCAAGGAGAAGUUGCCCACGGCAAGACCGACCACGAGCAGUUCGUCCAACCCUCUCUCCCUUAACAAACCCGCGGCUGCUCCAGGCCCCGCUCCCUAUACGCAGAGAGCCGCAAAUCCAUCAGAGAACGAGCCUGGACGUCUAGAUUUGAAGGUAGGCCGCGUCCAAGACUCCCAUGCGGUGAGACAAGUAUCUGCCGAUCGUAGUUUUGAGCUACACACAACCCAUGCCCCUGGCACCGCCCCAGUAAGGCAACCGCGUUUCGUCUCAAAGGAGACAGCAGCGGGGGGCGUCGAGCGAGUGCCUGUCAAAUCAGCCUUGGAAGUGAGCAAUAAGCACCAAGUCAAGCCUGUUUCCUCACGUUUAGAGGCUGUGACGCAACAGACUUCUCAACAAAAUUUCAAACCCACGGUCAAUAAGACUGUUCAACCGAGUUCCCAGCAAAAUCUUCACGGGACGAUAGAAGCAGGAAGUCGAAUCCAGGCAACAUCAGGUUUGGCAACCCCAACGGCAAAGAAACAGCCGAUUGUCCAACAGCAACAGACUUCCAGGUUGGCCGGAAGCCAACAGGAGAAAGCUGCUAGUUCCUCAAGCGUAAGGCCCAAAAACGAAAAGGUUGUUCAAAAGACUUCUCAUCCUGGUCUUCGACAAAUCCCCAGCGGUGACCAAAGAGUUCUGGACGCUGGUCUUCAACGUCAAGUGAACACUAACUCUCCAAAUCCAGGAGCAAAGAGCAAACAAUCUGACCAUACAAUACAAGCCGUUACCCAGCAAAACUUAAACCAAAAUAUACACCAGAACAUCCAUCAGAACAUCCAUCAGAACAUCCAUCAGAAUAUUCACCAAGAUACCCAGCAGCAGAACAUCCAGAACAACGUUCAGCAGGGCUUGCAGAAACAAACCAUCCAGCCCCAGAACAUUCAACCCGAAAAAUUAAAGCCACAAAUUAUCCGGCACAAUGUUCAACAAAGCUUCCAUCAGCAGAACAUUCAGCAGCAAAUGAGAAACAAUGCUCAACAGAACUUCCAUCAACCUUCCACACGAGUUGUCGGACAGGAUCUCCCACACCCUUCUAAGCAGCCUUCACAGGGAGUCCCGAGCACCGAAGGCACACGUCUGAUGACGCCUAAAUCUUCUGGUCCGAAAGCAGGCGGCGAACAAAAUGCUCAAGGGACUCCCCAACAGUUUAGCCCAUGGAAUAUACAGCAGUCUGUCCCACAGAGUACUGGACAGAACGUCAAGCAAACUCCCCAGAAGCCUAAUUUACACUCUUCUCAGAAGAGUUCUCAAGGAAGUCUUGGCCCAAUUUCCAAACAGCCGCCUCUACAACCUUCCCACCAAGGGGCCUCCCAGAAUACCAAGCAGAUGUCCUGUGGAAUAAAGCAAACGGAGAAAGAGGUUGCAAAAGGUCAAGCUCUGAGACACAAAGUAGGCCAGCAAGUAAGCUCACCUGCUGAGAAGACGAAGGGAGUUGGCAAGAAUACGUUGGACAUGAAGGGCGAUAGAAUUCGCAGUCAGCCAAAGGAUAAAUUAUCCGACAAAAAGGAAAAGAAGAAACUGGAUGACUCGGUUAGAGUACCAGGGAAAGACCGCAACAAGUCGACCACAAAGCACGGGAAGGGAGACAAGUCAAUAUCCAGGAGAACACGUGGUGACAAGAGCCAUGACAAAGGAAAUAAGCCACCCAAGAAUUCACACGGCAACCAUUCCAAGCUCGAUGGGAAAUUGAUCGCAGGAGCGGCGGUGGGAGCCGUGGGAGCAGGUGUUAUGACAUAUGUUAUCAAUAACAGCCAUUCGGUACAACAAAACGCCGUGUACGAAGGAGGCCAUGGGCACGAAUCAGAUGCCAGCUUAUCUCCUUACACCACUGAUACAGAAUCCAAUUCUUCCGACUGGGUCUCAGGCGGUGAAGAUCCGGUUACAUCUUCGAAUGAGGAAAUGAGCACACAGGAAAAUGAGCCCCCCAAGAGAGAGGACGGAGAAGCCAACUUUCUAUCUACGCGCAGUUCCUCCCCAAGCAACGUCACGAUGGACUACAGCAAGAACAACAUCACCAUUAACAACAUCAACAAUAUUAAUAAUGUCAAUAACACCAACGACGUCUGGCUGGAAAAACAUCCAGGUCUUGAUUCGACCCAGCAAAGUCCUCAUGACAUGGGUGGACAGGCUUCUCCAGUGGCUGAACAACCCAUCACUGCAGAGUCAGAGCUUCUGGGUUCUGGUGUCAUAGACCUCCCAGUGUCACGGUAUGGCUUAUUAUCUCCAGAGGAACCAAUUUUCGACUAUGGCGAAUCUAAAGCCUCCCAAUCUUCCUCGGUCCAACCUCAAGCUGGUUUCAAUGAAGAAACUAGACCAGGCGAGGCUGAUAUCGGUUUGCAUACGUCUCACAAUGGCUGGCUUCGAGAAUCUAACCUGAGCGGUCAAGUCUCCGGGCCUGACUCUUUCCAAGCCCCGUAUCACCAUACCGAGGCUGGCCCUUGGCCUACUUCUACUGAAUACUCAUAUGCCGGCGGUACAAGUUCGGUCACCGAGGCGCUCCAGCGAUCAUCACCUGCGGCUGAAGCACAAGGGGGCUUUGAAACGAAAUCUAGAAACGAUCCACAAGGUCCCAACCAAGUAUCCGACAUAUUUGGAUCUCAAUCACAAUGCGGUGACUUAACGUCCAAUUCAGAGCCAGAUAAAUAUCAAAUAUAUGCAGAGUCUAUAGACUGGCUCGGCAUUCGCCCAGCUUCACCCCCAAGUAACCCUACCGUGGUAAAUGCUCCUUCGUCAGUCCCUGUUAACUCAGGCAACCGUACGGAUCACCUACACACCGACCCGGAACAGGAACAGAGAAAAGUCGACUCGAGUUCCAAGACAAAGGAACACUCGUCCAAUACUGCUCUUGCACUUGGCGCUGUCGGUGGUGUUGGCUUAGCGAGUCUCGGACUAGCAGCAGCCAUUGGCAACGAUCAUUUGCCAUGGGAACCAGAACACGAUGUUCAGGCGAUGACUGCCGAUCAAUUUGAUCAGCCAGGCUAUUACUAUGGGGACACGACAGACAAUGACUCCGUUCACGGCAACUCUCAUGCGAUGGAGGAAGCCAACGUUGAAAAUCUGUACGACGGGCAAGGCUGGGGUGAUGCAUCAUCCGAUAGUUCGGACAAUGAGCUGGCUCCGGACUGUAGAGACGAGUAUACUCCUGCGUCUUUCGGUGAUGAAACAGAUACUUUCUACGAUCACAAUCAAUAUUCAGGCAACUAUGAUAUCUCUAUCGAUGCAUCGGGAUCUGUUCAAGGUUCUUGGGAUGGCAAUCAGUACAUCCACGAAAAUGAAGCUCAUGGCGAGGAGACGUGGCUUGAUGAUGAGGCAAAUCCUCAUUUUGAUAGAUACAGUGAAGUGAUUAGAGACAACGAAGAUAACCAAUAUGGUCAGAGAUUGGAUGAUCCAUAUGGCAAUCAGGAGAUUGAGAGUGAGAAUGGUGGCAUUUGGGAUGAGAAUCAUCCUACAGCCGAAUCGGAAGACGGUGAUGGGAAUCCCAACAACAUUGACGAAGAGACUUACGAUGAACAACCCGAUUACAACGACAUCUCCACUAAUACCUGGCAUGCCGAUGACAAUGAAAAUGAAAUUUCUCACUCAAGUAGUGACGAUGAGGAUGUGGGUGAUGCCAUUGGCGACGAGUUUGGCACCUGGAACAAUAAUCCCAGCGAUGGCUGGCAGAGCGAUGGGCAGGAGCAAGGCCACUUUGAGCAGCAAGAUUAUCAAGACGAUGGUCAAGAUAACAUUUCUGAUCUCGGAUAUCAUGAGCAAGACAAUUAUUUUGAAGCAAACGAUGACUCCGGGUCUAACAGCGAUGAAGAUCUAGAAAAUGAUAGCUCUGAGACUUACGAGGAGCCUGAACCUGAGGAUGGGCUUGGACUAGAUGAGGUGGAAGAGGAAGUGAGUGAGGGAGUCGAAGAUAUUGUAGGAUAUGGAGGAUAUGAAGAAGAGGGAGAGGAGGGAGAGGAAGGAGAGCAGGAUGAAGCUGUAGGAUAUGAAGGAUAUGAAGAACAGGGAGAGGAGGGAGAGGAGGAGGAAGUUAUGAGAUAUGGAGGAUAUGAAGGGUAUGGAGAAUAUGAAGAACAGGGAGAGGGGGGAGGAGAAGAGGAAGUUGUAGGAUAUAGAGGAUAUGAAGGAGAUGAACAGGGAGAGGAGGGAGAAGAGGAGGGAGAGCAGGAUGAAGCUGUAGGAUAUGAAGGAUAUGGAGGAUAUGGAGGAUAUGAAGAACAGGGAGAGAGGGGAGAAGAGGAGGGAGUUGUAGGAUAUGGAGGAUAUGAAGGGUAUGGAGGAUAUGAAGAACAGGGAGAGGGGGGAGGAGAAGAGGAAGUUGUAGGAUAUAGAGGAUAUGAAGGAGAUGAACAGGGAGAGGAGGGAGAAGAGGAGGGAGAGCAGGAUGAAGCUGUAGGAUAUGAAGGAUAUGGAGGAUAUGGAGGAUAUGAAGAACAGGGAGAGGGGGGAGAAGAGGAGGGAGUUGUAGGAUAUGGAGGAUAUGAAGGUUAUGGAGGUUAUGAAGAAGAGGGAGAGGAGGGAGAGGAGGAGGAAGUUGUAGGAUAUGGAGGAUAUGGAGGAUACGAAGGAUAUGGAGGAUACGAAGGAUAUAGAGGAUACGAAGGAUAUGAAGAAGAGAACAAUGAUGGAUGUUAG
Molecule: messenger RNA, 6321 nt
Organism: Clonostachys byssicola
Lineage: Eukaryota; Fungi; Ascomycota; Sordariomycetes; Hypocreales; Bionectriaceae
Source: the annotation of a GenBank genome assembly